This is a messenger RNA of Cotesia glomerata, 1431 nucleotides long. RefSeq names its product 28S ribosomal protein S9, mitochondrial (gene mRpS9). Lineage: Eukaryota; Metazoa; Arthropoda; Insecta; Hymenoptera; Braconidae. Gene Ontology annotation, cellular component: ribosome; mitochondrial small ribosomal subunit. The transcript is spliced from 2 exons. Gene Ontology annotation, biological process: translation. The record is from RefSeq and is a predicted model, not a curated record. Bases 179 to 1345 code for a protein of 388 amino acids. Gene Ontology annotation, molecular function: structural constituent of ribosome; RNA binding.
UUAAAUUUUUCCAAAUUAAAAAAAGUUGUCAUUUAGAAUUUAUUAUUUUUUCGGUUAAACACUAAUUUUCAAUUAACAUGGAGAAGGCAACGUCGGGAGCAGUGUGUUAAAUAAAUGGUUAGAAAGAACCUUGUGUUUUAAUUAAAUAAUAAAUUGUAGUUUAAUUUUUGGUGAAAAAAUGUUAACGAGCGUCAUGAUGUUGAGACAGUACAGUAUUACAAAAAAUUUAACAGAAGGUAUUUAUAUAAAGUCUCUGAUGAGGAGUUGUUUUUCAACAACCGCUGAAAGUGUCGAAGAUGGUAGUUUAAAAAAUAAAAAAUUAAAUAGUGCUAUGAAAGCUUAUCUAGAACGAUCUGCAGAAUACCAUAAAUUCAUAAAAAAAGAAGAUCAAGAUUAUCAAAUAGGUAAAAGGCACUUAGCAAACAUGAUGGGUGAAAAUCCUGAAACGUUCAAUCAAGAUGCUAUCAACAGAUCAAUUCAGUAUCUAUUUCCAUCUGGUUUAUAUGAACCAAAAGCACGACCAAUAAUGGAAGAAGCUAGUAAAAUUUUUCCACCAAAAAAAACUGCUCAGUUUGAUGAAGAAGGUAGGCCAUUCCAUUCACUCUUCUAUACAUUGAAACCUAAUUUCUACUCUGUGCUCUACGAUAUUGUUGAACAAAUGGAGUAUCUUAAUAAAUUUGAAGAUGAACAGAUAACAAAAGGUAUUUUACCAAAUGAAGGCAAUCGAGCAAAUUUGUUAGGAUCUGACUGGUUGUCCAGAAAAGAAUUUGAAAAACUUUUUUUGGAGCCUGUAAGUGACAGCGACUACGAAGCGUUGGUAGCUUCACUUCAAAGAUUGGAAGGGCAUCCUUGGUCAGAAACGGCUAAAGAUUUCAUCAUGAAGUUCAGGAAAUUAAAACAUAUACAAACAAGAGGAUUAAUAAUUCCACCUUUGGAGUAUGAUGAAAAAGGAAGACCAUUUAUUUUAGUAACACAAUGCAUGCGACACACAUGCCGUGGAACAGUCAAAAUUUUAGGAAAUGGUUCUGGAAAAAUAAAAAUUAACGGCAAGAAUAUCGAUUAUUUCACAAACAUUCAAAGCCGAGAACAAGUUAUAUUUCCAUUAAUUUUUACGGGAAUGGAUAAGGAAGUUGACGUCGAAGCUAAUGUUGAAGGUGGAGGAUUUUCUGGUCAAGCUGGUGCAAUUCGUUGGGGAAUUGCUUGGGGAUUACGAAGCUUUGUAGACAAGGACAUGGUAGAAAAAAUGAGAAUUGCUGGUCUAUUGACUAGGGAUUGGCGAAUAAAAGAACGAAAGAAGCCAGGUCAAGAAGGUGCGAGAAGAAAAUUUACUUGGAAAAAGCGUUAAUUUAUAUUUAAAAAUAAUUUACUUAGCUGUUGAUUGACUUUUAUAAUCUUUGAGUUGAAAUAAAUCACUUUUUCAGAAAUUAAAAA